AGCUCCCUAACUCCAGUGAUUCCCAGACUGGCUGGCAGUAAGCUCUGUGAUCUGAUCUGCCUGCUCUGAUGGGGUUUCAUGCCCGUGCAGGCAGCGUUGGGGAUCCUGAGGGCAACACAGGCUUCUGCUGCUGAUCACGGCCUCUCUAUUUCCUACAGAUUGACCAUAUCAGCCCACAGAGAUGAGAGUGAGGACAGCUACUCUCAACCUACUACUGACGGCAAAUGGAUCAUCAACCAAUGACAGUCACUAGAAUCCAAAAAGGGAGCUAAAAGAAGAUUGAAUGCAAGCGGCCCAAGAACGACUGGCAGAUAUGAGAGUGGUACUGGUGUGUGCCCUCCUAUCCCUACUCUCUUUGUCACAUGCCUGUCCAAAGGAGUGUAACUGCAACAGCAACACCAAGGUAGUAGACUGCCGGGGUCAAGGCCUAUAUGACAUCCCCCGACGACUGCAUCCAGACACCCAAGAACUGUAUCUCCAAGAUAACCGUAUCAGGGGGCUGGGAUCAAUGGCUUUCCGAGAAAUACCAUUUGUCCGCAUUCUCGAUCUAUCUAAUAACUCUAUAACAUCUGUUUCACCGACUGCCCUGCUUGGUCUCAGAACUCUACAGCGCCUCAGCCUGGCCUACAACAGCCUGAGAGAGCUUGACAAGCGAUUGCUUGGGCCUAUCCGCUCGCUUUCACACCUUGACCUCUCACACAACAGCCUGUGGGGUUUGCCUGGAGCCAUAGGCGAUAGUUUGAGGAACCUAAGCCACCUGGGGCUAGCACACAACAGGCUAACACGAUUGGACCGCUCCCUGUUGGAGGCCCUGACCCACCUGGACAGCCUCACACUACGAAGUAACCCGUGGAGGUGCGACUGCCAGCUCAUAGGCCUCAAACUCUGGCUGGAGACCUACCUCUUUAAAGGUGGAGUGGUGGAUGAGGUGCUUUGCUCCCAGCCAGAGGAAAUGAAGGACAAAGACCUGCAGAAAGUACCUUACCAGCUCUUCCACUCCUGCAUGGCCACAAGCUACCAUUACCUGUUUGCGAACAUACACCACUUGGAGAAUGAGAGGCUACUGCGUGGCCACACGCAUGGCAACCAUGCUCAUCCCUCUAGCCACGCUAUCCAUGUCCCCAUGGCAAUGGGGGAGGGUUUCGGUGGUGGAGGAGGAGGAGGAGGGGGUUUGCCAGAGUGUGAACCUAAGCAGAGGCACCGGCCUGUCAACUUGCGCCAUGCAAUUGCCACAGUAAUCAUCACCGGCGUAGUGUGUGGGAUUGUGUUUCUGAUGAUGCUGGCUGCAGCAGUGUACGGCUGCGCUUACGCCGCUAUCAUGGCCAAAUAUCAGCGGGAGCUGAAGAAGAACGAGGAGUUGGCAGCAGCACAGGGGGCAGACCAUGCCAAAGCAGAUGAGAAGGAAUCACUGGAGAAUGCUAUCGCCUAAGAGAUGAUAACAUGAACCCUGGACCUAAAACCUGGGCCUCAACCCUUUAACCUAAUCUGCCAUGUGUUAGUGCAUGUGUGAAAAAAGAAGAGUGAGUGAUUCUUUAUGUGUUGGAAUGUGCGUAUGUUCACCUCCUUUCUGAGACGUGGGUAGCUAAACUCCACAAGUAUUUGACUAUGCACUGAUGAGAAGAGUACCUUCUACUGUAUGCGGGUUCGUGGGGCAGGCCAAAGAAUCCAAAAGAAAUCAAUUCCAAUUUUUCUGAGAAAUGCAUAUCACAGAACAAAUUGCUAUAUAUUUAUAAUUGUGUACUUGUAGGUAUAAUAGCAAAGCUCUAGUAUUUAAAAAUGGAUUUCAGAAUUAGUUGUCUUUUGGUUGUUCAUCAUUUUGAGUCUGAUUUUGAGGUAAUGCAUAGUAGGCAGCUGCUGUCAGUUAAGUUCUGUUGUUAAUAUCAUUGACGUGAGCGUAUGAGAACAAAAAUGAGAGUGUUUGUGUCAGUAUUUCAUGUGCUUGAGUGUGCGCGUGUGGAGAUGUUUACUGUAUGCACAAAUUUACAAAGAAUUUAAGAGUCUGUGCCUAAUAACGUGAUAUCGUUUUGAGAAGGAUAUAUGUUUUCUUAAAGGAUAUUUUUCUGAUAACUGAGGUGAAGAUGGGAAAUUCAUUGAAGCAAUAAUGAAACAAACUAAAACAACAACAACACCUGGACUCAGCCUUGUUGUUGUUUUUUUUAAAUAACUUUACAGCUUUAUGAGUUUGAAUUAUCAUCCUGCUGCACAAAGUCACACCCACACACACAAACAUUUAGAUCUACAGUUUUUGAGAUCAGUCGAGUUUUGUUUGUGAGUUAAUGCUGAUUACAUAAUGGUAGUCAUGUCAUUCAAAAUGUAUUACAUAAAAUAAAGGGAAAUAUUUUACCUGCUUACUAUACGUCUACUGGCAACUAAUUUAAGAAUUAUUUGCAGAAAGUAUCUUAAACCCUUCAUCCUACUAACUGCGGUCCCAGCAGACCCCAGAGGUAUACUGAUUUUAUAACUCGUAUGUGCUUUGCUCUGUCAUUCCAAUUUUUCAGGGCUUUGUCAAUCAAUUUAUUCUUAAUGACUUCAUAUCAUUGUUUUCUGUUUCUGUUUUAAUAAGUGCUUUUAAAUAAUCAUUUUAAAUACCAAUGUAUUAAAGCACCCAAUUGCAGCCAAUGUAGUUUAAUAGAUGAAAUGGAAUAGACAGCUAAGAUGUUUGCCACGGGUCCUCUUCUAAAGUAUCACACACUAUCAGGGUAAUGACAUGACCAUUCUUAAAUAGACACGGAUGCAGCCACACACAGAUUUCCUCAUUUGCUCUCUGUAUUUUUUACAUAAUAUGCUAAUUAUUUGCAACUUUUCUAAAAUAACAACGUUUAUUUUUCUUCAGAUGCCAUUAAUUACAUAACUAAUUAUGGUUUUGGGAUGAAUACAUUUGCAUUUUGCUCAGAUGUUUGUAUCUUACAGUAUUUCAUUUUUGAGGUCCUCAGGGACCCCAGUUUUCUAGACCUUCUAUUUUAAAUAUGUUGAUAGGAUGGAGGUUAAAAGAGGGUUAUUUAAAAAAAAAAAAAAAAGAGGUCCACUUUGGAGUGUAUUCUGCUGUUGAAGCGUAUUCCUCUUUGUUUCACCAAUUGUUCAAUUGUUUAAAAAAUAAAACAGGCAAUCUUGAAAUUAGUAGACAUUGCAUGGUGUUUUUGCUCCUGUCAG
This is a messenger RNA of Anarrhichthys ocellatus (wolf-eel), 3150 nucleotides long. RefSeq names its product leucine rich repeat transmembrane protein 1 (gene lrtm1). NCBI's taxonomy places the organism in Eukaryota, Metazoa, Chordata, Actinopteri, Perciformes, Anarhichadidae. The transcript is spliced from 4 exons. Gene Ontology annotation, molecular function: protein binding. The coding region runs from base 284 to 1429 and encodes 381 amino acids. The record is from RefSeq and is a predicted model, not a curated record.